This is a messenger RNA of Penicillium oxalicum, 345 nucleotides long. RefSeq lists its product as uncharacterized. The coding region runs from base 1 to 345 and encodes 114 amino acids. Lineage: Eukaryota; Fungi; Ascomycota; Eurotiomycetes; Eurotiales; Aspergillaceae. The record is from RefSeq and is a predicted model, not a curated record. The transcript has a single exon.
AUGGACCUCUCUCUCCACGUCUCUGUUGCUGUUUCCGAAGAGACGGAGAGGCGAGCAUGCUCCGUCAGCGACAAGAAGGUAGCCCGUGGGAAUGGAUCGGGCUCGUGUUGGCAGCAACGAACUGCGGGGCCGAUGCAGGGUGACCCUUUGGGCGCGGCCGAGCCAACCCCCGGCGGCCUUGGGCAUUGGGCCGUCCAGGCUCCGAGGCUGAAGGCGCAGGGUCAAGGCGCCCGUGGUGCUGAACCAGCGCCAGCAGACCGUUUCAGCCGACGAGCAGAGACCCAACGCCGGCUCUUGGAGGCUCGGACAUGGCGACAAUCAAGUCAGAACCGCUUGGCAGAAUGA